This is a messenger RNA of Cantharellus anzutake, 952 nucleotides long. Its product is annotated as PLAC8 family-domain-containing protein. Lineage: Eukaryota; Fungi; Basidiomycota; Agaricomycetes; Cantharellales; Hydnaceae. Bases 238 to 717 code for a protein of 159 amino acids. The transcript has 4 exons. The record is from RefSeq and is a predicted model, not a curated record.
GGAUUACCGAAUUAAUGCAAGAAUCUCGACAUUUCAUUUUGGUUCUGCUGCGCCUGGCACGCGUGAGCCUGCGGAUUUGGAGUCCUGAAUUGAAGGAGCCUAAAGCGUACAGGCUCACAUUUUUGCAUCAAUGUAUAAGAGGGAGGCCAUGAGACCCUACGAUUGAUCGGUUUUCCCUUCAAGGUCUCCCCCCACCUCCUCUCCGUUGCCUGGCUUCGCGUUUUAGCAUUAACAAGGAUGUCAGAAAAGCCUAUUGAUCAGCAGCCUGGCGCCACUCGCCAAAUGUCAUCAGGGGGCAAUCGCAACGCCCUCAACAAACCUGUCGAUCCUCAGGGUGAACGCGAGUGGUCCUACGGGAUUUUCGACUGCUUCUCCGAGUGUGGAACGUUCUGCCUCAGCUGUUGGUGUCCUUGCUUCGAGUACGGGAAGCUCAAAUCCCGUUUCAAGCACCUCCAAACCACUGGUAAACCUCAUCCCCAAGGAGGUAAAAUGCUUAACAUGGAUUGCCUCACUUAUGAUGCUCUCCACUGGGUCGGUUGUUCUUGCUUUGUCACUAGGCCCACUCGCAGGGAGAUUCGUAAUCGUUACAACAUCCAAGGCGCUAACGAUUCCGACUUCCUUCUAAUCUGUUGCUGCGAUCCUUGCACACUCACCCAGGAAUCUCGUGAGAUUGCGCUGGAGGAGGAUAGCUUGCGCCAGAAAUCUUCCGAUGUCUGAUAUGAAUAUCGAACCUCUCUUUGUUUUCUUCUGAUCUGUAUCCCUCAUCGUACUCUUCGAAUCCAGUGUUUUUCCCCUCUUCGUGCUAGGCGUCAGACGCGGCGGGGACGACAAAUGCAAAAUUGAUAAGAGUCCGCCGCUCAGCCUGUUGUCCUCGCUGAUGGUAUUGCAUAAGGUCGAAAAAACUAAAUAGUCACAUGCUGAGCUAGACCUCGUUGACCGAUGAGGAACUGAA